AUGGUUAGAGUCACCGAGAAAGUCAAACAUAAUUCUGUAUCAGGUCCUAGUUGUUUUUCUACCAAAAAUGCCAAUACUGUUUUUCAGGUGAUCGACGUUGAGCGGAAUCCCAACUUCAACUGCAGUUCUUUGAGCCAGUAUGAUCAAAUCAAGAUUGUUUCCGAUUGCAAUAAGAACAUCUCAGAAAUCAGUCGUGUACCAAGGAUAUUCCGGCCGACUCGGGAUUGCGACAUUGCCUGCCAAGCUGAAAAGCACUAUAAAGCUCUCCACAAAUACGUCCUUGAUCUUUGGAAGAUCCUUAAGCAGAAAUACGAGAAUUUCAAUUUGGAUGUGGAGAUCUAA
Cooperia oncophora is the source of this 342-nucleotide messenger RNA. Lineage: Eukaryota; Metazoa; Nematoda; Chromadorea; Rhabditida; Trichostrongylidae. The record is from the annotation of a GenBank genome assembly.